AUGGAUACAGUUACAAGUUUAAAAAAUUGGCAAUGGCUCGCUUUACUUAACGGAUUACCGAUUAUUCCAUUCGGUAUUGUUAAUUAUUUUUGUUUUGGCACAGUACCCGAAACUGUUCAGUGGUUGAGCAAUGUUGAAAAAGACUUCCUCACAGAAAUUCUUCUCACUGAUGUGUAUAUGGCUAACAAUGAACCAGAAUCAAAUAAUUGUUUUUCCUGGCAUCAAUUCUAUCGCGAUGCCAACACAUCCAUAAUGCAACGAGGGCACAUAAUCAGUGGUGGAGCAGUAUCGGUUGCUUUAAUUGUCACAUACAUUCAACGAGCUUGCUUGAAGAAAGAAAAUAAUCGUCGAAAUCACCUAUCACUCGUCGAACAUAAGCGAGAAGAAAGCGUUGAAGAACCAUGUGAUUGGGUAAUUAUUAAUUGCUUGUAA
Messenger RNA from Rotaria socialis, 432 nucleotides. NCBI's taxonomy places the organism in Eukaryota, Metazoa, Rotifera, Eurotatoria, Philodinida, Philodinidae. The record is from the annotation of a GenBank genome assembly.